UAGGUAGCUCAGAGCGCAGGUCUGCAGUCUCUAAAUUUGAGGUUGUGUUGAGAGUCGAUUGAUUAUUUUUCGAAAAAUGUAUACAUAAGUAAUAAAUAAAUGUGGAAUCCGUUUUUGGAAAUGUGUUUGUGAUUAUUGAGAGAAAUAAAAAAUGUAUACGUUAAUGACAUGGGCGUAUCUCCUAUUAUUUAUAAAAUUCGUUCUAGCCUACAACCGUGAUGUAUUUACAGAGGAAUUACUUAUUAAACCUCUCUACAGCGAACAAUUGUAUGCACAUUUUCAGUUUACUACAAAAUGGAAUACUGAUCCAGAAACAGAAACAUUUAAUCAUACUCGUAUAUUUCCAAGAGCACUUGGUGAGAUAGUUAAGAGGUACAACAUACAAGAACUGCACGUCAGUUUAACAGGAGGCUUAUGGAGAUAUGAGAACUGGGGAUAUCCUAUAGUUGACGCAGCUCCUGGUGCUGAAGUUUGGGCGUGGUUUAAAUCCGAUACACCCGAUGUCGAUAAAAACUGGAAACUACUGGCUAAUUCACUGUCUGGUUUGUUGUGUGCAUCCUUGAAUUUUAUCGACUCUUCGAAUAGUAUUAGCCCUGAAUUUACAUUUCAACCAAGAGGCGCUACCGAUUCUCCCAGUAUAAAUAAUACUUAUUUACGGUACGCUAGUUUGCCUCGUGAGGUGGUCUGUACGGAAAAUUUAACACCUUGGAAGAAACUCUUACCAUGCGACUCAAAAUUUGGUCUAGCGUCUUUGCUAAAUUCGGGAUACAUACACAAUACACGAUACCAUUCCAUUGCACUUCACUUACGCCCCAUCUGCAGGGACAGCACGUGUCAAAGUCUCUCGCUAGAAUUGCAACAGUCAGUGUCGUUAGUGUACGAUUACUUGCUGUUAGGUUCUAAGAACUGGUCUUUGAAAAAACUUUUCGGGCAGGGAGUGUCGAAGAAUUGCCCUCUGGCAAGUAGAAGUGAUAUUUUUGUAGACACGACUAGUUCGGGCACCCACAGUUUCGAGUUAAGUCCUCCGCCUCAUGAAUUCGUAACUUCUUUCAGAGGAGGCCACGAAAGCACUUUCGCCAAAUACAAGGUACCUAAUUAUUUUUUCUUCAUAAGUGCAAAUUACAAGGAGCCGCAAAGCAUCGCGCUGUUAUUUCCUCCACCUUUACACGCUAAUCAGUACUUGACGGGUUACGGACAAGAACGCGGGGGUGUUGUCACUAAAAUUUUUAACAACCACUGGGCCCAUUUAGACGUGGUCGUGUUGCAGAACAUUCCAUGGUACGUUCCGAUUUAUUUACAUACCCUCAAAGUGGUGACGGACGGUUUGGAGACGAACCCCGUCACUUUGCGAUACAUUCCAGGCAGGCAGAGAGAACGGGCGUAUUAUUUAGAAAUUCUCUUGAAACUGCCGCCUCAGUCGUCUACGUCGAUUUCCAUCGACUUCGAUUACGUGUUCUUGAAGUGGCAAGAAUAUCCUCCGGAUGCCAAUCACGGGUUUUACAUUGGAUCAGCUAUCGUUUCCACGAACCUCCCACUCGCUAGAAACUACACUGGAUUGCCACAAGAUGGCUCCACUCUAGCUGACAGUUUUAAUGCGUCUCGAAGCGGGUAUUUGGUGCAAGUUCGCACCGAGACCAUGGUUAUAACCUUACCCACUCCCGAUUUUAGUAUGCCUUACAAUGUUAUCUGUUUGGCUUGCACUGUGGUGGCGUUAGCCUUCGGACCUUUGCACAAUAUUACCACUAGGAGGCUGGCGUUGAAGCCAAAACAGAAGGAGAAGCUGCCGGCGAAGUUGAAGAGGAUUUUGACCGAGUUUUUGAAAAAGUAAAGAAUGCGCAACUUUGUAAUGUUUUUUGGUAUUCUUUUUAUAAUUUCUUACCAAAAACUAGUCAUUUUGUUAAAUAAACUGAAAUAAAACAAGGAAA
This is a messenger RNA of Anoplophora glabripennis (Asian longhorned beetle), 1925 nucleotides long. It is a transcript of the gene PIG-T, whose product is annotated as GPI transamidase component PIG-T. Bases 152 to 1828 code for a protein of 558 amino acids. The transcript is spliced from 2 exons. Gene Ontology annotation, cellular component: GPI-anchor transamidase complex. NCBI's taxonomy places the organism in Eukaryota, Metazoa, Arthropoda, Insecta, Coleoptera, Cerambycidae. Gene Ontology annotation, biological process: attachment of GPI anchor to protein. The record is from RefSeq and is a predicted model, not a curated record.